Messenger RNA from Microplitis demolitor, 1187 nucleotides. RefSeq lists its product as uncharacterized. Gene Ontology annotation, cellular component: cytoplasmic vesicle membrane. The record is from RefSeq and is a predicted model, not a curated record. The transcript has 6 exons. Bases 1 to 1185 code for a protein of 394 amino acids. NCBI's taxonomy places the organism in Eukaryota, Metazoa, Arthropoda, Insecta, Hymenoptera, Braconidae.
AUGGUGCACACUAUCUUGCAGCAAACUAUUACUCCUACCUUUUUGACUAUCUUCGUAAGCCAAGUCUCUGCUAAAUUCUGCAAUGGAGGGCAUGUUUGCUCUCCUCCAAAAGAGUGCUGCUCAUUGGGCUGUUGUUAUUUGUAUUCACAGCCAACUACUCCAGUUACCGAAAUGUUUGCUUUCUUGAUUUGGACUUAUUGGUAUUUAUGGGCAGCUAUAUUAGCAGGAUUGACACUUGCAGCAGUAUGUGGAUGCUGGCUAUGGCAACGACGUCGAUUAGGAUCAUCAGGUGAUAGUUCAAUAUCUGAUCGUGCAUCAUCAUCAUCUUUUUAUCCACCACCACACUACAGUCGUUGCAGUUCUUUUGUGCAAGCAUUGCCACCUCCGUAUAAUGAGGUAACAGCGAAACCGGAUUUGUAUCCAUUAGUAAUCGGAUUUGACGAGGGAAUGGGUAAAGGAACAUCAGGUUUUGUAAUGCGAUACUUCCGUACAUUGUCACACGCAAGUACUUUGGACUCACUCAGCUCAAGUUUUAUGUGUAAUGUAGUGAAUGAAGCUAAUACAAUUAUUCCACCUCCAUAUUCAUGCAAUAAUAGUAUCGAUGAAUUAUCAACAAUGGGGUGUGAUAGAGCAGAAAUUGGUGCUGGAGAGUCCGUUGUUUCACUUUCCAAUAAUAGAACAACCUCAGACAUAUCAAGUUUAGCGGCACAGUCGCCGUGUUCUCCACCUAGAGCUACUAGUCCAACAUUAGAAUUACGAGAAUUGUUAGAUAAAAUUCAACAAUUACCAAAUGAACAUAACAGUAAUGUGAUAAAUCACCCUCAAAAUCGGCCGCAAGUAUUACAUCCAUCAAAUAUUAAUUCAUCGUUACAAAGACCAUCGAGUCCUAGUGGUGAGUGUACAACUUCACGUAUGAGACGUGCACGAGGAAAAAUGUACAUGCCUUUAGGAUUACCCAAUUCAAGAAAUAAAUCUAAACGAUGGUUAUCACGAUCAGCGCCUACAACUCCAUCCGGCAAUAUUCCAAUGGCUUUGUUUCCUGGACAAAGUAUGAGGCCUUCAGAACAUGAUAAUUAUAAUCAACAAGUCAUACCAUUACUUUCAGAAGAAGAAACGGAUAAUAUUAAUAGUAUUGAAAAUUCACGUAAUGUUACAUUAAUAACAGAACGAGAGGAAGAAUUAUGACA